Wickerhamiella sorbophila is the source of this 4266-nucleotide messenger RNA. RefSeq names its product DNA-directed RNA polymerase III subunit RPC1. Gene Ontology annotation, molecular function: DNA binding; DNA-directed RNA polymerase activity. Lineage: Eukaryota; Fungi; Ascomycota; Dipodascomycetes; Dipodascales; Trichomonascaceae. The transcript has a single exon. Bases 1 to 4266 code for a protein of 1421 amino acids. The record is from RefSeq and is a predicted model, not a curated record. Gene Ontology annotation, biological process: DNA-templated transcription.
AUGAAGAACACCGUAAGCGAUGAUCCGCCGCGGUACAUUUCUGCGAUGACCUUUGGCGUUCUCAGUCCUAAAGAGAUCGAAAAGCUGAGUGUCGUGGACAUUACCACCCGGGACUUGUACGAUCUCGAAAACGGUCGCCUCCCCAAACAACAUGGUGCACUUGACCGCAAGAUGGGUGUCAGUGAUAAUUUUAGUGACUGCUCUACUUGUGGGGGUCGUCUUGCUACUUGUCAGGGCCAUUUUGGGCGUAUCAAGCUUGCUCUGCCCGUGUUCCACAUCGGCUACCUCAAACAAACCAUUUCGAUUUUACAAAACAUUUGCAAGGACUGCAGCAGUGUUUUGCUUGACCUUGAAACAAAACGCAAGUUCCUUGCCGAACUGCGUCAUCCAGGAAUCGACAAUUUGCGUCGAAUGCAAAUCCUUAAGCGGAUCAAUGACCAGUGCAAAAAGCAGCGUCGCUGUUUACAUUGCAACGCUCUCAAUGGCGUCGUCAAGAAAGCUUCCGCCCUCAAGAUUAUCCAUGACAAGUAUCGUUGGAUCGGCAAGAAGGUUCCUGAUGAUAAAAUCGAGUUCGACGCUUCGUUUGAGAAUGCUCGCCGUGACGUACCCGAUCUUGACAAGUUCGUGAAAAAGGCCAUGGACGACUUGAACCCACUGCGUGUUCUUAAUUUAUUUAAACAGAUCAGCCCUCCUGAUUGUGAGCUUUUAGGCCUAGAUUCACGCAAGGGCCGGCCAGAGGAUUACCUUUGGCAGGAAGUCCCUGCUCCCCCAGUGUGCAUUCGGCCCUCGGUCAUGCAGGAUACUGCUAGUAACGAAGACGAUUUGACGGUUAAGCUCACAGAAAUUGUAUGGACUUCUAACAUUAUUCGUGCUGGUCUUGAAAAGGGUAUCUCUCUGGUCAAUCUCAUGGAGCAGUGGGAGUUUCUUCAGCUUUCUUUGGCUUUGUACAUCAACAGUGACACUCCAUCAGGUCCUGGAAUGCCAGCUUCAAAGCCAAUCAGAGCACUUUGCCAGCGCCUCAAAGGCAAGCAGGGACGGUUCCGUGGUAACCUAAGCGGCAAGCGAGUGGAUUUCUCUGGCCGUACUGUCAUCUCGCCUGAUCCGAACUUGGCAAUUGACGAAGUCGCUGUUCCUGAUCGUAUUGCAAAGAUCUUGACUUACCCUGAGAGAGUCACGCGGUACAACCGGGACAAGCUCAAGACGCUGGUUGCAAACGGUGCUUUACAGUACCCCGGUGCUAAUUAUGUCUUGAAGAAAAAUGAGACAGUUAGGCGAAACUUGCGAUUUGGUCGCCGGGCAGAAAUUUCUCGAGACUUAAAUAUUGGUGAUAUUGUAGAGCGACAUCUUGAAGAUGGCGAUAUUGUGCUUUUCAACCGUCAGCCAUCCCUGCAUCGUCUUUCAAUUCUGUCACAUCGGGUCAAGGUUAGACCUUGGCGUACUUUCAGACUGAACGAAUGUGUUUGCACUCCUUAUAACGCAGAUUUCGAUGGUGAUGAGAUGAACUUGCAUGUUCCGCAAACUGAGGAAGCGCGAGCCGAAGCUAUGAACCUCAUGGGAGUCACACACAACCUCAUUACCCCUCGUUCUGGUGGACCUAUUAUCGCUGCUACACAGGACUUCAUCUCUGCAAGUUAUUUGAUUUCCAAGAAAGAUCAAUUUUUCGAUCGUGCUCAACUUUCUAUGAUCCUGGCUAUGAUGUCAGACGCAAACACACACUUUGACAUCCCGCAUCCCACAAUUGUCAAACCUCAAAACUUGUGGACUGGAAAGCAAGUGUUCUCUUUGUUGAUCAAGCCAAACGCAGACAGCAAAGUUGAAAUCAACCUUGAAGCGAAAAACAAGACAUUCCAGGCCCCGAGAAAAGGCCAGCCUCUCGAAAUGAGCCCAAAUGAUGGCUACGUUGUUAUUCGAGGCUCUCAAGUUCUUUGCGGUGCUAUGGACAAGAAUCUCCUCGGUGACGGUAAGAAAAAUUCUGUUUUCUAUGCUAUUCUUCGCGACUAUGGUCCAAAGGAGGCGGCUGUCGCUAUGAACCGGAUGGCCAAGAUGUGUGCUCGCUGGCUGGGCAAUAGAGGUUUCUCUAUUGGCGUAAGUGAUGUCACACCUGGCGAGAAUCUUUCACGUCUCAAGGACCAACUGGUUGAAGCCGCUUAUGCGAAAUGUGACGAGCUCAUUCAGCUGUACUCUGAGGGUAAGCUUGAGACACAACCUGGUUGCAAUGAGGAACAGACACUUGAAGCAAAAAUCGGAGGUCUACUCUCAAAAGUUCGUGAGGAAGUGGGUGAUGUUUGUAUUAGCGAGCUUGAUAAGCACAAUGCACCUCUCAUUAUGGCCAUGUGUGGCUCAAAAGGUUCGAAUUUGAAUGUUUCUCAGAUGGUUGCCUGUGUCGGUCAGCAGAUUAUUUCUGGUAGCCGUGUUGCAAAUGGUUUCCAAGAUCGUACGUUGCCUCAUUUCCCCAAAUUCUCCAAGACGCCUCCGAGUAAAGGUUUUGUGCGGAAUUCUUUCUAUUCCGGAUUAUCACCGCCUGAAUUCUUGUUCCAUGCUAUCUCUGGUCGUGAAGGUUUGGUUGAUACCGCCGUUAAGACUGCAGAAACAGGCUAUAUGUCUCGUCGACUAAUGAAAUCGCUUGAAGACCUGUCGUCCUUGUAUGACCGCACGGUGCGCACCUCAUCUAACCUUGUUGUUCAGUUCAAUUAUGGUGGUGACGGUCUCGAUCCUUUCGACAUGGAGGGUGAUGCUCAACCAGUCGACUUUGAUCGUACUUGGGCUCAUUGCGGUAAUAUUACUUUUGAUGUUAAUGCUAUUGGCCUACGGCCAUUUGAGGUUAUCAACUUGACUAAUGAAAUUCUAAAGGUGCCCGAGCAGAGCCUCAAACGCAUUGAUAACCUUGGCAAUGAGCUCAAGGAGUCUUAUAGUAAUCUGGACGAUGUGGAGGAUUGUUACGUUGAUGAACACGACCCCCAGCGCCAGUUCUAUGAGUCGCUCAGGUCUUUCCUAUCCGUAAAAGCGAAAAAGCUCUCGGUUUUGAGGGAACGUCAUGGCUUGAACCCUGCUCUUUCUAAGACUUCAGUCAAGGACAAGGCAGUGGAGCUUGCCACUGUUUCCAAGGUUUCAAACAUUACCAAGGAGCAUGUUGAGUCCUUUUUAGAGAUGUGUCUAUUCAAGUAUGAGCGUUCAAAGGUUGAACCAGGUACUGCUGUUGGUGCCAUUGGCGCCCAGUCCAUUGGUGAGCCCGGUACACAGAUGACGCUCAAGACUUUCCAUUUUGCUGGUGUGGCUAGUAUGAACGUUACGCUUGGUGUUCCUCGUAUCAAGGAGAUUAUCAAUGCCUCCAGAACUAUUUCUACGCCUAUCAUUACAGCGUGCUUGGCCAACGAUGAAGACGAGCGCACUGCGCGUAUUGUCAAGGGCCGUGUGGAGAAAACGUUGCUAAAAGAUAUCACUGAGUACAUGGAAGAUGUUUAUGCUGAGAACCAUGCAUUUAUUGCCAUUAAAAUUGAUUUCAAUACUGUUGAACGGCUCCAGCUAGAUGUCAAACUGCAUGAAAUCGGAAGGGCAAUUCAGAAGCACUCAAAGCUCAAGCUCAGCGACUCAGACAUUGUUAUGCUACCAGAAAAUGGUAUCAUUCAAGUGUCGAUUGUGAACAAUGUUGCCUCGAUCAAGGAUGUUGACGGUUCCGAGCUGUACUACCGCGGUCAACAACUUCAACGCCUGCUGCCAGAGGUAGUUGUCGUUGGUUUCAGCGACAUUUCUCGCGCGGUGAUCAACAUCAAAGAUGACGGUAAGAAGGAGCUGCUUGUUGAAGGCUACGGGUUACAAAAUGUCAUGAUCACUGACGGUGUUAUUGGCCACAAGACUAUGACCAACCACGUGCUGGAAAUGCGCCAGGUGCUCGGAAUUGAAGCCGCACGAUCAGCAAUUAUUCAUGAAAUCGACUAUACCAUGUCUAAACAUGGUAUGGCAGUCGAUCCGCGCCAUGUGCAACUUCUGGGCGAUGUCAUGACGUUCAAGGGCGAGGUGCUUGGUAUUACCCGAUUCGGCCUAGCCAAAAUGCGUGACUCUGUACUGCAACUGGCUUCCUUCGAAAAGACCACAGACCACCUGUUUGAUGCUGCCUUCUACAUGAAGACCGACAAAGUUGAAGGUGUAUCUGAGUGUAUUAUCCUGGGCCAGGGAAUGCGCAUUGGAACUGGCGCGUUCAACGUGAUUCAGCCGUUCCAGCCCGCCAUUGAGCAGAAAAUUCCGGCAUUUGAGCAACUGGUUGCAUAA